UGGUCCACCGCGCUGUCUGGCUACGCCCCACGCCGGCAGCGCUUGGGGUCCUUCCGUAUGCGUCGAUACGAUUGGCCGGUGUCAAGUAGUUCUCUUUUCUUCCCUUGCUGCUUAAAGAUCGGUAGCCAUCAUGAAUGACACAGUGACUAUCCGGACCAGGAAGUUCAUGACCAACAGACUGCUUCAGCGGAAACAAAUGGUCAUUGAUGUUCUUCACCCUGGCAAGGCAACAGUACCCAAGACAGAAAUUCGGGAAAAACUAGCCAAAAUGUAUAAGACCACACCAGAUGUCAUCUUUGUAUUUGGAUUCAGAACCCAUUUUGGUGGUGGCAAGACAACUGGCUUUGGCAUGAUUUAUGAUUCCUUGGAUUAUGCAAAGAAAAAUGAACCCAAGCACAGACUCGCAAGGCAUGGCCUAUAUGAGAAGAAGAAGACCUCAAGAAAACAGAGAAAGGAACGCAAGAACAGAAUGAAGAAAGUCAGGGGGACUGCAAAGGCCAAUGUUGGUGCUGGCAAAAAGAAAUGAAGUGUCUGGCAGUGAGCUGGAGAUUGACAACAGAAGGAGUAAGGAUUCUUCAGUGACUUAUCUGUGGUGAUAAUGCAGAUUUUUCAUGAGAGGAUUAAUAAACUAAGAAUUUUUAUGUGUCUGGUUCUUUGAAAUA
This is a messenger RNA of Pteronotus mesoamericanus, 662 nucleotides long. It is a transcript of the gene RPS24, whose product is annotated as ribosomal protein S24. NCBI's taxonomy places the organism in Eukaryota, Metazoa, Chordata, Mammalia, Chiroptera, Mormoopidae. The record is from RefSeq and is a predicted model, not a curated record. Gene Ontology annotation, cellular component: ribosome. The transcript is spliced from 7 exons. Gene Ontology annotation, biological process: translation. Gene Ontology annotation, molecular function: structural constituent of ribosome. The coding region runs from base 131 to 526 and encodes 131 amino acids.